Fusarium pseudograminearum CS3096 is the source of this 1902-nucleotide messenger RNA. RefSeq lists its product as uncharacterized. The record is from RefSeq and is a predicted model, not a curated record. Gene Ontology annotation, biological process: positive regulation of translation. The transcript has 6 exons. Gene Ontology annotation, molecular function: GTPase activity; GTP binding; mitochondrial ribosome binding. The coding region runs from base 1 to 1902 and encodes 633 amino acids. Gene Ontology annotation, cellular component: mitochondrion. Lineage: Eukaryota; Fungi; Ascomycota; Sordariomycetes; Hypocreales; Nectriaceae.
AUGGCAUUUCAGAGUUCUGCCCAAAAGUGGGAUAGCGCGGGGAUUAUCCUAAAUGCCUUUCGCGCAUACGCUUCCUCGAAUACGAAACCUACGCCGGCCGAACUCGAGGCUCGAAUUGCUGCGAUUCCCAUCGAGAGAUACCGAAACUUUUGUAUCGUUGCGCAUAUCGACCAUGGAAAGAGUACCCUGAGCGAUCGAUUGCUGGAAUACACGGGCACCAUCUCGGCAAGCGAUGCGAAUAAACAGAUCCUGGAUAAGCUCGAUGUUGAGCGCGAGCGCGGCAUCACUGUCAAAGCGCAGACAUGUACCAUGAUUCACAAGUACAAGGGCGAGGACUACCUGCUUCAUCUAGUCGAUACACCUGGCCAUGUCGAUUUCAGAGCCGAGGUUACGAGAUCCUACGCCAGCUGCGGUGGUGCACUGCUUCUUGUCGAUGCAUCGCAAGGUAUUCAGGCGCAGACAGUGUCCAACUUUCACCUUGCAUUUGCGCAGGAUCUUGCGCUGGUGCCAGUUGUGAACAAGAUCGACAUGCCUGCUGCUGAUGUCCCUCGUGUGCUACAGCAGAUGGAAGAUACCUUUGAGUUGGAUCCUGAAAGUGCCGUCUUGCUGAGCGCAAAGACUGGCAAGGGUGUACCGGAUGUUUUGCCUGCUGUCAUUGAGCGGAUUCCUCACCCUGUCGGCGAUGAGAAGAAGCCGCUGAAAAUGAUGUUGGUGGACUCAUGGUACGACAACUUCCGUGGCGUCGUGCUCUUGGUUAGACUGUUUGACGGUACGAUCAAGGCCGGCGACAAUGUCAUUUCCAUGGGUACUGGUAUGAAGUACACUGUUGGCCAAGUAGGCAUUCAAUACCCCCAUGCCAUACCACAAAAGACCCUUAGUGCCGGUCAAGUUGGAUACGUCUACUUCAACCCAGGCAUGAAGAAGAUCCAAGACGCGAAACUAGGCGACACAUUUACCUUCCUUGGCUGCGAAGACCAGGUCGAGCCCUACCCAGGCUUCGAAGAACCCAAGCCCAUGGUCUUCGUCGCCGCGUUCCCCACUGAUCAGAGCGACUACAGCCGUCUGGCCGACAGUAUCGGCCAGCUCGUGCUGAACGACCGUAGCGUGACUUUGCAGAAGGACCACUCCGAGGCGCUCGGGGCAGGUUGGCGUUUGGGAUUUCUGGGCAGCUUGCACUGCUCUGUGUUUCAGGAUCGUUUGAGACAGGAACACGGACGAAGUGUCAUCCUCACGGAACCGACAGUCCCGACCAAGAUCAUCUGGCCUGACGGAACGGAGGAGAUCGUGGCCAACCCGGCACUGUUUCCGGAGUCGGGCAACCCGAAAGUUAAACAGUCCCAGCUGUUAGAGCCUUAUGUAACAGCUACCAUCACUAUGCCGGAGGAGUAUCUCGGCCGAGUGAUUGAGUUGUGCGAAGCCAACCGUGGAGAACAGAAGAGCCUUGAGUUCUUCCACACAACGCAGGUUAUCCUGCGGUAUCAUAUUCCGACGGCUCAGCUAGUCGAUGAUCUAUUUGGAAAGCUCAAGAGCGUUACCAAGGGAUACGCAACACUGGAUUACGAAGAUGCAGGCUGGCAACAAAGCAGCUUGGUCAAGAUCCAGCUUUUGGUGAACAGACAACCUGUCGAUGCUAUUUGCAAGGUUGUGCAUUCAUCACAGGUUGACCGCCUUGGAAAGCAGUGGGUGACCAAGUUCAAGGAGCAUGUUGACCGACAACAUUUCGAGGUUGUUAUUCAAGCUACAGCGGGUAACCGUAUCGUAGCACGAGAAACCAUCAAGCCGUUCCGCAAGGAUGUGCUUGCCAAGCUUCACGCUGCUGAUGUGUCACGAAGAAGGAAGCUGCUGGAGAAGCAAAAGGAGGGAAGAAAGAGGCUGCGUGCCUGUAACAUCAUGAACAUAUGA